Molecule: messenger RNA, 1323 nt
Organism: Argentina anserina (silverweed cinquefoil)
Lineage: Eukaryota; Viridiplantae; Streptophyta; Magnoliopsida; Rosales; Rosaceae
Product: homocysteine S-methyltransferase 3
Exons: 7
Coding region: 51-1088 (345 amino acids)
Biological process (GO): S-methylmethionine cycle
Molecular function (GO): S-adenosylmethionine-homocysteine S-methyltransferase activity; zinc ion binding
Source: RefSeq, a predicted model, not a curated record
UUACACUCUCCAUCAGACGAAAGCUAGCUAAGCCCUAAGAGAACAAAAUAAUGGGUACUUUGGGAAGCGAGGUGAAAACUUCGUCGUUCAUGAGCGAUUUUCUGGAGAAGUGCGGUGGCUGCGCCGUUCUGGACGGCGGGUUCGCGACGGAGCUCGAACGACAUGGAGCUGAUCUCAAUGAUCCUCUCUGGAGCGCCAAAUGCCUCAUCAGUUCUCCUCACCUCGUCCGAAGGGUGCAUUUGGACUACCUCGAUGCCGGAGCAAACAUCAUAAUCACCGCAUCAUAUCAGGCUACAAUUCAGGGUUUUGAGGCGAAAGGUUUCUCAAGAGAAGAAGCCAAAGCCCUGCUGAGGAAAAGUGUCGAAAUUGCAAUCGAGGCACGAGAAAUCUACUAUGACAAAUGCACCAAAGGUUCUUGGGGUUUUGUGGACACUGGAAAGCCUUCAAGACAUUCUGUUCUAGUUGCAGCAUCUGUCGGAAGCUAUGGAGCCUAUUUGGCUGAUGGUUCCGAGUAUAGUGGCAACUAUGGCGAUGCAGUGAGUCUAGAAACACUGAAAGAUUUCCACAGGGAAAGGGUUCAGAUUCUGGCCAACUCUGGUGCUGAUCUAAUUGCAUUUGAGACGAUACCGAAUAAGCUAGAGGCAAAGGCAUAUGCUGAACUUCUUGAGGAAGAAGCAAUAGAUAUUCCAGCAUGGUUUACUUUUGCUUCUAAAGAUGGAAUCAAUGUGGUGAGUGGUGAUGCCAUCUUUGAGUGUGCCUCUAUUACUAAUGCAUGCAAGCAAGUUGUUGCUGUUGGAAUCAACUGCACACCGCCUAGAUUUGUCCAGGGGCUGAUCUCAUCAAUGCGGAAGGUAACAAGCAAGCCAAUUGUAAUAUACCCCAACAGUGGUGAGACCUAUGAUGGCCAGAGAAAGCAAUGGGUGCCAUCAACUGGGCGGGUUGACGAGGAGUUUGCAGACAUAGUCAUAGAGAAGUGGCUUGAGGCUGGGGCUUCCCUGUUUGGAGGCUGCUGCAGAACAACUCCAAAUACCAUCAGGGCAAUAUCGAAGGCUCUUUCUAAUAAGGCUUCUGCAGUUACUGAUGCUUAGUAAGUUGUGAAAAUGAGAUGUAAAUAUAUGUAUUCUGAUGCUAAGAAUAAGAGCAUGCAUAUGUCCUUUUCAUUUCCUUGUUUUGUAACUCGAGGGGAGCUGAGCAAGUAGCCAACCUUUCACCAUGCAGCUUAUGCUAAAUGGUGAUUUGGUGAUGUUUUUAGUUUUUACAUCGUAUAACACUUCUUCUUACUUUCCGAGGGAAAUAACUGCGCUUUUGACGUUUCUAAUAUUA